Messenger RNA from Dioscorea cayenensis subsp. rotundata (Guinea yam), 1623 nucleotides. RefSeq lists its product as uncharacterized. The transcript has 2 exons. The coding region runs from base 1 to 1623 and encodes 540 amino acids. The record is from RefSeq and is a predicted model, not a curated record. Gene Ontology annotation, molecular function: nucleic acid binding. Lineage: Eukaryota; Viridiplantae; Streptophyta; Magnoliopsida; Dioscoreales; Dioscoreaceae.
AUGCAGCCACCAACCACAGUUAAAGCAGUCCGUAGUUUCCUAGGACAUGCAGAAUUCUACCGGCGCUUUAUAAAGGAUUUCUCAAAAAUUGCAAAACCUUUAACUAAUUUGUUAGCUAAUGAUGUUCCUUUUGAUUUUGAUUAUGACUGUUUGGAUGCGUUCUGCAGGUUGAAACAUGCAUUGAUCACUACACCAAUAAUUCAACUACCUGAUUGGGAGUUGCCCUUUGAAAUUAUGUGCGACGCGAGUGACUACGCGUUAGGGGCUAUGCUUGGGCAGCGAAAGGAAAAGAGAUUAAAUGCAAUCUAUUAUGCAAGCAAGGCAUUAGACGAAGCCCAAGUUAACUAUGCCACAACAGAAAAAGAACUCCUGGCGGUUGUGUUUGCUUUCGACAAAUUCAGAUCCUACCUUGUUGGCUCCAAAGUGAUAGUAUACACAGAUCAUGCUGCGAUCAAAUAUCUUUUAAGCAAAAAGGAUGCAAAGCCAAGGCUAAUCAGAUGGAUUCUCCUCCUUCAGGAAUUCGAUCUUGAGAUUCGUGAUAAGAAAGGUGCAGAAAAUGUAGUAGCUGACCACCUCUCAAGAUUACAUCAGGUUGUGGACAAGAAUAGAGAGAAUGAGCUGGCUAUUAACGAUGCAUUUCCUGAUGAACAGCUGCUGAGAAUUUCCACAAUUGAAGCUCCAUGGUAUGCAGAUUUUGUGAACUACCUAGUUUGUGGAAUUCUACCACCAGAUCUGAAAUUCCAGCAGAAGAAAAAGUUCUUUUCAGACUUGAGACACUAUUUUUGGGAUGAACCAUUUCUUUACAAGAGAUGUGCUGAUGGAAUACUUCGAAGAUGUAUCCCCGAAGAAGAAGCAGAAAACGUCCUGUUCUAUUGUCAUUCUUCAUCUUAUGGUGGUCACUGUAGCUCUUCAAAAACUGCAACCAAAAUACUUCAAGCUGGGUUCUAUUGGCCUACACUUUUCAAAGACACGAGGAGAUUUGUACUUGCUUGUGAUCGUUGUCAAAGAACAGGAAACAUUUCAAGGAGACAUGAAAUGCCUCUUAAUUACAUCCUUGAAGUGGAAAUCUUCAAUGUUUGGGGAAUAGAUUAUAUGGGGCUGUUUCCAUCUUCAUGCAACAAUAGAUAUAUUCUUGUGGCUGUAGAUUAUGUCUCCAAAUGGGUUGAAGCUAUUCCGUCCCCAACAAACGAUGCCCGAACUGUAAUUAAGCUCUUCAAACGGGCAGUCAAGGCUAUCAAUUUUGAUAUGAAGACAGCUGGAGAAAAAAGGAAACUUCAACUACAAGAACUGGAAGAAUUAAGAUUGGAUGCCUACGAGAACUCAAAGAUGUACAAGGAAAGAACCAAAUUAUGGCAUGACAAGCAGAUUUUUCGUAGAGAAUUUCGAGAAGGAGAUUUGAUCUUGCUUUUUAAUUCUCGAUUCAAGCUUUUUCCAAGGAAAUUAAGGUCAAGAUGGUCAGGACCUUUCAUAGUGACCAAGGUCUUCCCGUAUGGCGCUGUUGAAGUUCACAGUGAAACAACAGGCACUUUCAAGGUUAAUGGGCAAAGACUGAAGCAUUAUAUUGUUGGAGAAAUCAUUGAGGAAGGGAGAACUUAUGCUCUCCCAAACCCCUCCCAUCACUAA